Messenger RNA from Volvox carteri f. nagariensis, 2073 nucleotides. RefSeq lists its product as uncharacterized. The transcript has 18 exons. The record is from RefSeq and is a predicted model, not a curated record. Bases 1 to 2073 code for a protein of 690 amino acids. Lineage: Eukaryota; Viridiplantae; Chlorophyta; Chlorophyceae; Chlamydomonadales; Volvocaceae.
AUGCACGUAGCGGGCUGUUUCCUUACCGUCUGUCCGGCUGCUCAUGAAGAGCGCGGCGGCGUCACGCGAUCGCGGCUAGUCCAGGCUUUAUGGGACCUGACUGUCGAGGGCUUUGGUUUCGAGUGCCGGUGCAAGGGCGCUCUCGCCAGUCCAAGAGAGACUGAGCGUACAUUGGCGUCUCAUUAUUAUCUGCAUUAUUUGAUAGAUGUGGAGGUGGCCUGCCUUCAUUCUUCGGUGCAGUCUUUGGAAAGAAACAGGCAACCGGCAAUGUCGUUUGUGCCCGACACGUUGGUUCGAGCUUCCGCGUCCGACCGCUUCGCCGUCGAGGACCUGCGUCCAUCGCGCGCUGCUAACGCGCCGACAAUCACACACUGGGGUUGUAACUCUUCUGGUCUGCCAUUUGGUCCCUUGCCGUCAGCGAGCCUGAGCUGCACACGGUACAAUACAGCAGGGACUAUGUCUGUCCGCACCGCAUCUAGGCCUCCGAGUCGGAAGUGCGCCGCGACUACCGGUGUGUACCGACAUUCGCCCGGCGGUGUGGCAGUUGCGACAGCCAAACAGCUGAAGCUAGUGGAUGCCCUUAUACUUAAAGGCCGCGCGGAGUCUGCGGCUGCCGGGUCGCUGACGGCUGCUGCUGGCACAGCGGUUGCACCUGGAGGAGUUCUCGACGACCGAAGCGCUGAGGUGGCACUGGCGAUGCUUGCGGGCGACCCCGAGACACCGCCGCCCGCAACUGCUGCCGAACUUCGGCGCUGGCUGGAGCAGCCGCUGGGCAGGCCGCUGCCGCUGGAUCCGGUCACUUACGACCGGCUGCGCUACGAUGUGGGCUGCCACCGCGUGCUGCACCUGGUGGAGGCGACCCCUGGGGCGUUCACCUUGUCGGCCACGGUAUUCACGGCGCUCAGGCCCGGGCCUCCUAGCGAAUCGGAGAUUUCGCUCGCUGUGAAUUUGGGUCGGCUCAUCGACGCCCUAUUUGCGGAACUACAGGACCUGACAGGGCUGCUGCCUCACCGCCUGGAUCAUGACACGUCGGACAGUUCGGGAGUAACGUGCGGACUCCUGCGCCCAGAUUUUUGCCUCUGGGUGGACGACACGCUCGUGUUCAAGGGGGAGGUCAUGGCGAUAAGCCGCGACUUGAGACUCGCUGUGGAUAAGCUUGGCUACAAAAUGGGGCAUGUGUGGUCGCCAAUUGCUUUCGGCAACCUGCCGUAUCUGCCGUGCUAUGCGACUGCGGGAUCCCAGCUCCAAUUCUACGCCCUGCUCAAGAGCCAGCCUCAGCAGCCUGUCAGCAUCAGCAAGCGAUUCGAUCUUUCCGUGGUCGCCGAUCGUGUCGAGGUGGCGCACCACGUGGCCAACCUCUUCCGCCUGCUGUGCUGGUGCUUGCGGCCGCUGCUGCCGCCGUACCCCGUGACCGUUGGGGCUGUGCUCGAGCGCUCGCACGGUACCACGAUCACGAUCCUCACGGACCGGGUCGUCAAGAGAAUCGAAAACUUCGCCAGCAACAACAAGGGUGUCGAGUACGACGACCUGGCCAACGUGUAUGGCGCGACCCGCCGCGCUGCAGGCCUCAUCCACGCCACUGAAGGGCCGACCCUCAGCGAGCGCAAGGGCACGUACAAGGUGACCCUGGCGCCCCUGGGUAGUCACCGGCGCCCCGCGAACGAGGGCGAGCUGCGGCGGGCGAUCCAGGACGUGCUGCGCGGCGUCGCUGCGCUACACGAGGCCGGCUACGUGCACCGCGACAUCCGCUGGGAGAACGUGCUGUGGAUAGGCCAGGGCUCGUGGAUGCUGUCGGACCUGGAGUCCGUGGCGCGGCCGCCGGCGCAGACGGCUGGCGAGGGCAGCUUCCACGCCGCCUGCUGGACGGACGACACCCUGGACGAGCGCGGCAUGUACACAACCGCGUCGGACGUGCAGCUUGUUGGGCGGCUGAUAGAGAAUUGCGAUAUCCUCUCACUGGGCGCGCAGUGCGUGGAGCUCAAGGCGCAGCUGACGGCGAGCGCGGCGGCCUCACGCCCUUCUGCAGUAGAAGCGCUGUGCCACCCCUGGUUUUCCGCAAGCGCGCCGCUCUGA